Molecule: messenger RNA, 2559 nt
Organism: Osmia lignaria (orchard mason bee)
Lineage: Eukaryota; Metazoa; Arthropoda; Insecta; Hymenoptera; Megachilidae
Gene: Abi
Product: tyrosine kinase Abl
Biological process (GO): neuron migration
Cellular component (GO): actin-based cell projection; SCAR complex; lamellipodium
Molecular function (GO): SH3 domain binding; signaling adaptor activity
Source: RefSeq, a predicted model, not a curated record
GUAUGCACCUCUCAUACUCUCAUCUGCUCUCAACAUUCCCUUUUUUCAACACGGUUGAAGUCUAGUUAGUUUUCUUUCCGUUUCAUGCAUCCUUAUUUUUUUCUCAUUUGUAGCAUUUAAUAUAUCUUUGACUGAAUUUUAUAAGUGCAACAACUGUUAUCUUUGUUAUCUUAAAGUUUAAUCGAAUUCAAGAAUAGUUAUGCUUCAACGUAAACCAAACUCUGUUGUGUUGAAUACCGUUCGCUAGUGUUUCAGUGCAUACGUAUUUAUACAUAUAGUGCUCAUAUAUCGAGUAUCGUGUCGCGUAACGUAACGUAACGUAACAUAAAUUGUUAUUUAUUUUCUAUCAAUUUCCGAGAGCUUUGGUAAUUAUGAAUUAAUGAAGGUGUAGUAGCUGGUAGUUACGAUAUGGCUGAGUACCGAUCAGGUUCUUAUUGUGUAUCAUCAGGAGUAGGCAGUGACUCUGAAGUAAUGGCGGAGCUAGCUGCAUUUCUUGGUCAGGAAAUACCCGAAGGAAGGAGCAACCUUGCUGAUAAUCAUAUCAAUUUAGAAAGGGUUGCUGAUUAUUGCGAGGCAAACUACUUCCAAGCAGAAAACAAAAGAAUAGCGUUGGAAGAAACAAAAAACUUUACUACUCAGUCAUUGGCCAGUGUAGCCUAUCAAAUAAAUACACUUGCUUAUAAUUUUUUACAAUUAUUGGAUUUGCAAACAUCUCAACUAGCUAGAAUGGAGAGUCAAAUGAAUCAUAUAGCUCAGACAGUUAUGAUACACAAAGAGAAAGUAGCUAGAAGAGAAAUUGGAGUUCUAACAGCUAAUAAAGUUACGGUACGCCAAUACAAGAUUAUUGCACCAGCAAAUCCUGAGAAACCGAUCAAAUACGUGAGAAAAAGUAUCGAUUAUACGAUCUUGGACGAUAUCGGGCAUGGGGUGCGUAGCGGUGGUACUCCUAGAAGUAAGCAACGUGGCGGUAGCCAGGGUAGCGUUCAGAGUUUAGGCGCAGCUUCUACCGGUUCAGGAUUAGGUGCUGCCAUGGUAGGACCAGCACCUACAACAAAACCACCUACUCCUCCUCAAACAGUAAGAACUGGAACGUUGAGUAAAGGAUCACGAGAAUAUAGAACACCACCAGCGGUUGCUCCACCUCAAGUUCCUAGUCAUUAUGCUCCUAAUUAUCCAUUGGGUCACCCAAGAAGAGAACGCGGCCCUGGUUAUAGUACCUUACCUUUACACGCACAUACCACGUCUCACGCAACUCAUAAUACAAAUCACAAUGCUCAUACCAAUACCUUAACUCAACAUACUUCACCGCCGCAAGUUGGAACCGUUCAUCCAUUGCAAAGUCAUCCUCAAACACCGCCACCGGCACCUCCUAGUGUAACAGCAGGAUAUGUGCAGGAACAACAUAACAGUAUGCCCCCACCACCGUCACCGUUGGUUGGAAUAACAGGUGAUAUGGCGGAUUAUACCGGACAUCAUACUUUACCGCACAGACUAUCGCAUCAAAUCAGUCGAAGUAGUGGUGCAAGUAGCCCACCAUUGCCACCGCCACCACCACCGGAACAAGAAGAACAUCCGCAAUUCGGUAGGCCCACGCCAUCCAGUGGCGCUAUUAUGCCUAUCGUACCAGACGAGGAAGAUUUACCUGGCUGGGUACCGAAGAAUUAUAUCGAGAAAGUUGUUGCAAUUUAUGAUUAUUACGCGGACAAGGAGGAUGAAUUGAGCUUCCAGGAAAGUUCUGUAAUUUAUGUACUAAAAAAGAAUGAUGAUGGGUGGUGGGAAGGGGUCAUGGAUGGCAUAACCGGUUUAUUUCCGGGAAAUUACGUAGAACCUUGUGUUUAAUAAGUUUUACAAUAUUGCAUUUAAAUAUGUAUAUCAAAAUUGUGAAUAGUUCGUAUUCACAAGAAGACUGCAAAUUCAAGGGACACGCUUGAUUCCUUGAUUUUAAUAUGUUAUUUAGUAUUUAAUAAUCGUAAGGUGACAUUUGAUGUAACUGAUUGCUGCAAGAACAUAAAACGGUGCAACAGAGUAUGGUAUGAAAUAUGAUUAAAUAAAUAAUUGUAGAUUCUUCCGAGGGCGGAGAAAAAAAAACACACACACAAGGUCUCAGAUAUCAUGCGAAUUUUUUACAAAUCAAACUAAUCGAUCUUUAUAUCGAUAUAAAAAAAAAAAAGAAGGUAUUUUUUGGUAAAUAGUAUUUCCUUCGGUUGUUUUAUCUGGAUUCCUUACGAAUCAUAUGUAUAUACGAUAAGUAAUCAGCAUAAUGGUAUGCAAUUUACUCUACGAUACAUUAGCUUUUUAAUUAUAUUUAUGUAUUUUAGAUAUAACCGUGGCGAUGUUAGUGAUAGGCUAAUGAAUAAUCAAAAUACCAAACGUCCUUACGUUAUUACGUAAAUAAAAAUUGUAACGCCUUAUAUCGAUCAAGAUUUUGUAUCGUAAAUUACUUGAGGAGGGAAGGGGAAUGUAACACGGUAUCCACUUUACUAUUUUAUUCUUCGUAAAAUGGCAAUAGGAAGAGGUUCGUAACUUGUGGUAAAUACAUAACGUAGGCGUAUCGUUAAA